UGAAAUGUGCUUCAUAAUAUAAGUUUCAUCUUGACUCAGAAUUCAUGUUCCAUGUUUCUUGGUUAGGAAAGUACAUCGCUAUCAAUGUUUUGUUGAGGACCAAGAAUUGUUAUUUAAUUAUCCAAAAGGAGAAAAGAAAAAAAUGUGGGGUGAGUGAGCAUGCAGGAGUUUCCAGAGAGAGGAGAGUUAAAGAGAAUGCAGAGGGAGCAAGAGAGGGAGAGGAGGCGCAUCCGAGACAGGCAGAGGAGACAAUCAAUGACUCAAGAACAAAGGGAAAGACAUCUUGCAAGGCGCCGCAGAAAUUACCAGCUUCGAAGACAAAGAGCUGCAAAUGCUCAAGUUCCAUAUUCUCCUUUUCCUCAACUUCAAACUCUAGAAUCAAGUGCAGGUGAAGCUAGUACCAGUGAUGAGCUUCAAGGUCUCACUUCUUCUACCUUUCUAGACUAUGGAGUCCUUUCUCAAGGCCUCAACCAAGUACAAGAAACAUUCAAUUUUGGAUCCAAAGUUCUUGAAGGAUCAUCAAUUCCGUUGGAAACUCUAGUUUAUAAACCAGCCAAUUCACCAAGGAGGAUGCGCCUGAAUCAUAUUAAAGGUCUUGCGCGAAACCUGACACAUUCAAUGGAUGAUGAUCCUGCUGUUACUCACCAGUUGGUAGCAGAGUUGAUAGCUAAGGAAGAUCAAGAUGUAUCCGCCGGUAAUUUUGGUAGCACACCAAAAUCCUUGCGUUUGAACUGUGUGAAGCGUCUUGCCCGAUCAAAAAAUUCUCCACCCAUAGAGACUGCAGAUCAAAAGGACCUUAAAUUGCCAUCAGAAGGGAUUCAAUUACUUGGUAACGAGAGCUUCAUAGGCUCUACCUGACUUUCUGAGAUGAAAACAAAUAGUUCACUCAAAGGUAAAUGCUUAUCAUGUCUUUUGAGGAGAGAGUGAGGUACCAAUUCCCAGUUGACACUAACAACAUAUUCUCAUUGAAUAAAUGAUGGAGAAUGGAGAAAGCACACGGGUAGCAAGAGGUUGAAAAAUUGGUUCUUAACGAUCAACACCUCGGUGAACUGGAUGGGGAAAGCAAUCUUUCUAAUACUUGGUCUAAAAAUAGCCUACAAAGAUUUUAAAAUACAUAGUUUAAAAAACAAAUUUUAAUUAUUUACUCAUAUGCUAGAUUUAUUUUCGAUUUCGCAAUCUGUUAUAUCAUUUAACUGUCCAUUUGCUUACCCCAUUUUGUUGUAUA
Glycine soja is the source of this 1225-nucleotide messenger RNA. RefSeq lists its product as uncharacterized. NCBI's taxonomy places the organism in Eukaryota, Viridiplantae, Streptophyta, Magnoliopsida, Fabales, Fabaceae. The record is from RefSeq and is a predicted model, not a curated record. The transcript has 5 exons. The coding region runs from base 160 to 858 and encodes 232 amino acids.